Molecule: messenger RNA, 471 nt
Organism: Colletotrichum karsti
Lineage: Eukaryota; Fungi; Ascomycota; Sordariomycetes; Glomerellales; Glomerellaceae
Exons: 4
Coding region: 1-471 (156 amino acids)
Source: RefSeq, a predicted model, not a curated record
AUGUUCAAGUACACCAACAUCGCAAAGCCCUUCUCUGUCCGACCACCUCACGGAGGUGUCAACUGGAUUGAGAUUCCAGCCGCUGAUGUCCAGGCACUUCGUGCCUUCUACCAAGCGGUUUUCCCGUCCUGGCAGUUCCCAAAGUCUCCUCGUCACCAAGACGACUUCAUUGCGCUCUUCAAAAUUGAGGAGCCCGUAUAUAUCGAGGGAGCCAUCGUCAAGGUGAACGAUCACACCCUGACCAGGACCAACAACGGUGCUGCCGAGUCCAUUGGCAUGGUGGUUUCGUUCAUGGUCGAUUUCAUUGAGGCGGCUCACGAGAAGAUCAUUUCAUUGGGCGGAAAGCAAGUCUUGGGCAAGACUGAUGCUCGUGGCGAUGGAUGGUUCGCCAAGUAUCUGGACCCUGCUGGUAGCGUCUUCAUGAUUUACGAAGUCGCCUUCGAAGCUGCUGCUGAGGGCAAUCAGGAAUAA